AUGGCCUCACCUCCUCCAAACACAGCGACACCCAGAGGCCGGGAGGAUGGCCUCACCUCCUCCAAACACAGCGACACCCAGAGGCCGGGAGGAUCGCCUCCCCUCCUCCACACACAGCGACACCCAGAGGCCGGGAGGAUCGCCUCCCCUCCUCCAAACACAGCGACACCCAGAGGCCGGGAGGAUCGCCUCGCCUCCUCCAAACACAGCGACACCCAGAGGCCGGGAGGAUCGCCUCCCCUCCUCCACACACAGCGACACCCAGAGGCCGGGAGGAUCGCCUCCCCUCCUCCAAACACAGCGACACCCAGAGGCCGGGAGGAUCGCCUCCCCUCCUCCAAACACAGCGACACCCAGAGGCCGGGAGGAUCGCCUCCCCUCCUCCACACACAGCGACACCCAGAGGCCGGGAGGAUCGCCUCCCCUCCUCCAAACACAGCGACACCCAGAGGCCGGGAGGAUCGCCUCCCCUCCUCCAAACACAGCGACACCCAGAGGCCGGGAGGAUCGCCUCCCCUCCUCCACACUCAGCGACACCCAGAGGCCGGGAGGAUCGCCUCCCCUCCUCCACACACAGCGACACCCAGAGGCCGGGAGGAUCGCCUCCCCUCCUCCAAACACAGCGACACCCCGAGGCCGGGAGGAUCGCCUCGCCUCCUCCAAACACAGCGACAACCCGAGGCCGGGAGGAUCGCCUCGCCUCCUCCAAACACAGCGACAACCCGAGGCCGGGAGGAUCGCCUCCCCUCCUCCACACACAGCGACACCCAGAGGCCGGGAGGAUCGCCUCCCCUCCUCCACACACAGCGACACCGAGAGGCCGGGAGGAUCGCCUCCCCUCCUCCAAACACAGCGACACCCAGAGGCCGGGAGGAUCGCCUCCCCUCCUCCAAACACAGCGACACCCAGAGGCCGGGAGGAUCGCCUCCCCUCCUCCAAACACAGCGACACCCAGAGGCCGGGAGGAUCGCCUCCCCUCCUCCACACACAGCGACACCCAGAGGCCGGGAGGAUCGCCUCCCCUCCUCCAAACACAGCGACACCCCGAGGCCGGGAGGAUCGCCUCCCCUCCUCCACACACAGCGACACCGAGAGGCCGGGAGGAUCGCCUCGCCUCCUCCAAACACAGCGACACCCAGAGGCCGGGAGGAUCGCCUCCCCUCCUCCAAACACAGCGACAACCCGAGGCAGGGAGGAUCGCCUCCCCUCCUCCACACACAGCGACACCCAGAGGCCGGGAGGAUCGCCUCCCCUCCUCCAACACACAGCGACACCCAGAGGCCGGGAGGAUCGCCUCCCCUCCUCCACACACAGCGACACCGAGAGGCCGGGAGGAUCGCCUCCCCUCCUCCACACACAGCGACACCCAGAGGCCGGGAGGAUCGCCUCCCCUCCUCCAAACACAGCGACACCUAG
This is a messenger RNA of Hemiscyllium ocellatum (epaulette shark), 1416 nucleotides long. Its product is annotated as proline-rich protein 2-like. The coding region runs from base 1 to 1416 and encodes 471 amino acids. Lineage: Eukaryota; Metazoa; Chordata; Chondrichthyes; Orectolobiformes; Hemiscylliidae. The record is from RefSeq and is a predicted model, not a curated record. The transcript has a single exon.